This is a messenger RNA of Porites lobata, 25832 nucleotides long. Lineage: Eukaryota; Metazoa; Cnidaria; Anthozoa; Scleractinia; Poritidae. The record is from the annotation of a GenBank genome assembly.
AAUACAUCACCUCGCAAUGACAAAAUGCAUAAAUAACAAAGUAGGAAGGGGGCAGUUAUUUGGCGGGCGUUUCGCUUGAUCACAAAUUAAUGUACUGAGAAUUGUUCUAUUUCUCUUUUUAUGCCAAGGGAAAAUAUGCUCAAGAUCACCGGACAAGAAUAAGUCGACCUACAAUUAGAAAUCUUCAUUCUUCAAGCACUGAACCGUCACAGUUCGCCAUGGACAGAAAAUCGGUGGCCGUUUUGAUUUUGAUAGUGAUUUUGACCGUGUCAGUGAUAUUAGCGAAGUCUUCCUCUUAUGAUUUUUUUGAUGAUCAAGCGAGGGACUAUUACGACACUUUAUAUCAAAGAGAGAUUCCUAGAGAACGAGUAAAGAGCCACAGGUUAAAUGUUGUGGAUUUCAAGAUGCCCGGUAUUCACCCGGAAAAGGUAAGCUUACUUCUUACUAAACAGGAAAGAUUCUCUUGCCCACAUUUGUCGCCUUUAGUAAUUAUUUUUGCCGAUCGGUGUUUAUGGGCUUUUCUUUGAGCAUCGCUUAUACUUGUGCAGUAAAAUAAUUUUAGUUGAUCGUACAAGUGCCAAAUUCACCACUUCUCUUUGAUUCUGAUCUAUCGAUGGAGCAACUGAAAACCUGUAUAUUUCUUCCUGUGAACGACGAGUAAGGACCAGUAAGUUAUUCACAAAGUUAUUUUUGUCAGCUGGUUUUCUAUGGGCAGCUAAUUAUCUUUUAUAAAUUCUACUUGGUCACACUUGAAGGAAUAUUACUCAAGCGUUCUAAACACGUUUAUUUAAGUAAAUUUCUUCUAAUAACUUACAUGUGAAACCUUUGACGUUUGGAGCGAAAAAAAUCGUGUUAAAGUGCAUGGCGAUUGAGAAGACACUAGCCUGGUGGCAAUCGGUUAAGUGAAAAUUCAAAGUUAAAAAAAAUACCCUGUUUCCCCACAAAUUCCUUUGAAGGAAGAAGCAUUGUUUAAAUAAAAUAUUGUACUGUAUGUACUGGUGAACGUCUUUAGCGAGGUAUUUCGUAGAUAUUUUAUAAUAGGAUCGUAUGCUUGAAAAAUUACUAAUUUCUUCUGUGAUGAAUAAACAUUUUCCUGCAGAAAUCAAUUUUUUUUUCAAACAGCUGUACGGGAUCUUACCCUGAUGGAAUUCCCACUUGGGGAUUUUUUUGUGGGGAAGAAGAAAUUUUUACACUUGAUAUUGAUAAGUUAAGUGAAUAAAAAUGUUUGGUUUUGAAGAGACAAAUUUUCAAAAAUUGGAAUUUAAAUGCUCUGUUGACUUUCAAGAACACACUGGCUUUAUGUAGAUAUAAUAAUUAUUACAAAUUUCAAAUCAUUAAAUUAUUCGGUGAUUCAUUCAUGUACAUAUAAUUUGUAAGGUUGUCCAGAUACAUAUUUGUUUGUUCUACAAAUUUUCAGAGCUUAUGCAAUUAGCCAUCUAUAUCCACCUAGUUUCUAUAUCUUAAUUCACAGAUUUAUUGUAAUUGUUGUGGUUCAAUUUUUUCCUUGGUUAAAUUUUCUUUUCUUUUGUUUUUGGGUAUGGUAAAUAUCUAUUUGAUAUAGAUUUUGAAACAAGAGAAAAGAAAAUUUAAACCAAGAGUAAAAUUGAACCACAACAUAAUCAUUAUCAUGGUAUUUUGGGAUUACCACUGACUUUUUGCAAUGUGUCUGUUUCAUUCAGGAAACCUAACUGCCUUGUAUUUAUUUGGAAAAUUUCACCCUGGUUACAUUGUUGGGUAACAAGAAUUCAUAUGCAUGUAUCUUAUGUCUAAUGCAUUGAUCAAUUCAAACUUUCAUCAUCUUCAACCCUGGGCAUUUGAAUACCCAGGGCAACAUCUCUUGGGCCCGUAAAAAGAGCAUGUGAAGUAGUAUUAUUAAAAUGAAGUUGACUGAAGAGAAAUUGGAAUUUUUGCUUGCUGUUGUUUCUUUUUCCGUGUUCUGAGACUCUUCUCGGAGAACCCAUAGUGGAUGUUUAACUUGUGCUUACUCACUUUGAUUUUCAUUUAAACACUUUCUUUAUCAAAUUGUGUCCUAAAAAAUUCUGUAAAAGCAAUUUUUUAAUACUUUCUUCUUCCCCCUUUCACAUACAUUCAGCAGAACCACUCACCUGUGAAAUUUUAAUAAGGACAGUGCUUCCUUUCGAUGGUUCCAAAUCUAUGUUCAGUUUUUGGCAAUUUUAUUAAAACGGAUUUUUAUAAAGUAAAAACAAGGGCAUUAAAAGGCAUUUUUCUGGUACAUAAGUGGAUAAACAAUACAUUAAAGUCAAAUUCUGUGUGAUGUCACAUGCAUCAUUGGAAAAAUCUCUCCUUUUUGUCUAGUUUUGCGCUGCCCGCGGUUUUUGUAAAAGGGUCCUAAAUAGCCGUAUUUGUCAUCAUUGUGACGUCAAAACGAGCACGGUGAACCCCACUUUUUAUUACUUUUUUAUCAUCUUCUUGACUUGUUACAUCAGUGUGCCAAGUUUUAGCUAAAAUCUAUGUUAGGUUCUUUUACUAUGGAAUCACCUUAAUUCCUGUUACAUUAAAUUUUAAUAGGCGAUUGUAGUGGUCAAGGGUUCUACCGUAAGGUUGGAUAUGACUGUCAGUGCAGAUUGUGAAUUUGAAAAAUAAACUCAGACCCCUGAGCGAAUCCUCGUUCACUGAUUGGUCAAAAUUUUGAGAGUAUAGACCAUGGAAAUGACGUGACAUGUAACACAGUGCUUGAUGCCCUGACGCCAUAAAAUGUUCAAAACUUUGCAGCAGAACCACUCGCCUGUGACUCGUGGUUCCACUUGGGUUUUGAACAUUUUAUGACAUCAUUUCUAUGGUCUAUAAGAGUGUAGACCACAGAAAAAAUUGUGGUUUUUGAGAGGACAAUUUUGGCCUCAAGUGUCUGCUAAUUGAUUGUUAGAUAAUAGCUUUUGAAUUCCUUGUCAAACUAGCCAUUCGCUUACAAAACUACAUUGGCAGACACUGGGUCAUAUAAAUGUUGUAGUUAAUUUUUUAUCUGGGGUAAUGUUUAUUUUUCCUUUCUUUUUGGGGAUGGUAAUGUAUGCUAAUGAAGUUGAAACAAGGGAAAAAUAAAAAUUACCUGAGAUAAGAAAUUCACCAUAUCAUAUAUACAAAGAAGUUGAACUUGACACUUUCAGUUCAAAUUCCCUAACCCACCUAGUACAAGGUCAAAUUCCCUACUCUUAGGGUGCCUCUCGCCUCAAACUUCCCACUCCCCUGGCAAAAGGAAAAUCUUAGUUUUUCGUAGAAAUUAUGUGCUAGGCACCCUUGAUUUCACAGGUUAGAGCACUCGGCUCCCAUUUUUUCUAGAGGGCACCCUUCUUGUUAGUUAACCACUUUAAUUCUUCCAGUUGGAAGUGCAGAGUCCGUUAUAAGAACAUAACAUAACCAAUUAACCAUUAUUAAAUAAUUUUAUUACCUUGCAGCAUGAUUCAUACAUGUGUACAGCUCUUGAUCUCAGUGACCAGAAACACUAUAUAGGUAACUAGCUGAUAGGAAGUUUUUAUUGUCAACUCGUGAAUACCUGAAGGGUUGGGGGGGCAGGGUGGUCACAACCUCCCGCUUCCCGUACCUUGUUCUCCUGCCUCACGUACCUUUUUGUCCCUUUGUCUCCCAACUCCCGCCCUUUAUUGUGUUUCUCCUUUUAUCAUGAAAAUUAGAAAGAUUAGAAGCCCAGCCUGGUUUAAUGUUAAAGCUGUGGGAUACUUUUGCCAAAGAUGAAAAUUGUUACAGGUCAGUUUUCUUAGUUAAACUGAGUUUUCACUAACCUGGUUAUCUAGGUUUGACCAUUGCUUCUGACAUCCCAGUACAGCAACAAUAGUCUCAGUCCACUGUCCAGUGUAAUAGCUAUUGCAGUUAUUGCGAGCUUCCAGGAAGGUCUUCCAUGGACAGAUUUUUUCCUACCACACCGAAAAACACUGCGACUGAUCAAAAUGGUCUUUGACGACAUUGACUCACUUUGUUGUUCUUGUGGAGAAUUUAGACAGCUAGCGAGACAGAGGAGACACUGACACGACUGAUACAGUUGACACACGUGUACAUGUGUCAUGCCAUCUCAUUCAUGACCUAUGAUGUAAGCGACUUGUAAAGGUUUCCAAUUUCACUGGAAGCGAUGCUGUUUUUUUUUUCUAUCCUGAGUGCGAAUUUUCGUUUUUUGACUUAUCUCACAUAUAAAUUUUGCUUAAAGCCUCGGAGAAUGUUAAAUGGAAGUCAAGAAAUGUUGUAGGGUUUGUUUCUUUGACUGGAUGAUAAGCAGUAACAAAUAACAAAAGCUUGCCUUUUUGAAAUUCUCUCCUGCUUCCCACCCUUUCCUCUCCCAUCUCCCGGGCUCCUGCGCCCCGUCCCCCUCCACUGAAGGGUUUUUCACCGAGUUAUCACUGUGGGCUGAGAAGUGCAGAUUAGUCACUCACUCAUUGUAGGCGACCUUUGGCUUGCUCCAAAGUUGCCUGAUAUGGAAAAGACAUAUUGUCGUUGUUGCUGAAGUGUACUUUGGGUAUGCAUUUACUCUCACCACCUCGUAAGAGAAUUCUGGGAAAAAGAUUGUCUUGCUCAUAGUCUCUGUGGAAACAUCAACACUCUUUGUUGAUUGCAUCAGUUCUGCAGGUCGCAUAUUGACUGUAUUCACAUUGUUCGCUUUGAGUAUCUUGAUCUUAAGCACUGCUGGGAAUAAAGCAUUAAAUUACAGAAAGACUCUAUCAAAACUUAAUUUAAAAUUCAAUUUCAACAUACUCUCUACUUCAAUUUUAAAAAUUUAUGAAAAGACUGAGCCUCUCUGUGCAUUACGUGUCCAUUCUGAUCAGAACAAGUCUUUCUUUAAUUCAAUGCUUUAUUCCCUGCUUCCCAUUUAAUGGAAAAAAUCAGCCGAUUUCUCUGAGCAAAGUAGCUGACAUAUUUUGUCGGUUGUUGGUGCUUCUUGAACAUCUGGCAGACUAUUGAUGUCUUUAGCAACCAUGAUUAAAAAAUUUCAGAUUUUCAAUUUUGUCAAUUUCAGCUCCUUUUGCUUGAAAUUUCCAAGCUGUCACUUCAACAUUUGCUUCACAGAAAAUCUUUUGUUUACUUUAACAAGCUGUUCUCGACAAAUGGAAAAAAAGUUUUGUAAUUUCCUUUGCAGUGGGAUUCAAGCCUUUUGCUGAAAUGCACACUGCUCAUCAUAUGUUAAUGUUUGGAUGUCAAGCCCCAGGAGAAAAUUUGUUUGCUAAGGAUAAAAAAUAUUGGUAUGUGCUUAUAUUAACACUUAAUAAAAAUAUAGUGUUAGCAGUAUAUUGAUUGCCUUCAGUCCUCUAAUCAAGAGAGUCAGGUAGGUUUUUUGUAUACAGGCUUUGUAUAAAAUAUGUCUGAUGAUAUAUUUUUUUAAUUUUACAAAGUUUAACCAGAUUGGUAGCAUAAUAAUAAUAUUUUUCUUUCACUAUAGUGGAAGUGGAACCUCAUGUGCAACCACCUCUCAUAAGCAACCCCCUCCGAUAAUCAGCCAACUAUUCAAAACACUAAAAUUUCCCAAUCCCAGCCCUAUGGUUGAAACUUCUCCUAAACAACCUCCUCUGGUAAUAGCCCAUUUUACAGUUACAGGUGGCAACGAGGCUGGAGUUGACCUAGCCUCCCAUGCAAGCAUUUUUAGGGGAGCUCGUAUUUCGUCCCUCCCCACAAAUGCCUGCUCAACCGAAGACAACAUUCCUUUCCCAAGCUUAGCCAAUCACACAUUGUACUUUCCCUAUUCUGGAAAGUUGACCUUGACCACAGGGUAACGCGAUAAUUACACAAUCUGCAUGAAACACUGGAGAAGCUUUAUAGGAGACCACUAAUAAAUGUUGGACUUAAAGUGGCAAAAGUAAGAUUUAGUCAGGUUUUACAAUACUCCUUGUACUGCAUAACCUUAGGAAAGGAAAGAAAAGAAGGUAACCCCGGGGUCACAUUUUUACUCUACCAAGAGGUUAUGAUUCGUGUUUAGCCUGUGAACACUUUAUUUCAAAACUGUUGAUUGGUCACUUAUCACGCAAAUAAAACAAUGGGCAAGGAAUGUUGUUCUCGUUUGAGCAGGCGUUUGUGGGGAGGGACGAAACACGAGCCUCCCUAAAAACACCUGCGUGGGAGGCAAGAGUACUGUUGACCUUGUUUUGAUACAAACAGGGUCUGGAAAAAGUCUUGAAAUUUUGGAUCUAAAAAUCGGUACAAACUGCUGCACAAACCUCCCUGCUUUGACAUGUAAAUCAUGUUGUUCUUAUGCUAACUAGUAUUUUUUAAAUGUAAUUUCCAUAAGAAAAGGAAGGAGGUAGUACCUAAUCAAGGUCGACCUCAACCUCACAUUCAAUUAAAGGCUAGGAUACUAAGCCCGCAACUGUAAAAUUCACAGUAAAAUCUUGCUAUUUUUGUACAGGAAUUGUGGAGAUAUGGGCUCAGGCGUUUGUGGUUCUGGAGAGAAAAUUGUGUAUGCUUGGGGAAGAAAUGCACCAGAAUUGAAACUUCCUAAUGGUAAGUACAGUAUAUUUAGUGGCCCCUUCAAACAUCUUUGCAAGCAACAUUUGGAUGAAUGCCUUAUAAGAAUGAAUAAUAAGUGUACUAUGCACAAGGUUCAUCCAAUCAAAAUGGAUUUUUCUGCCCUUCCAUUAUUUUCAAACCUUUAUUAAGUGGUCACUCUUGGGAUAAAAAGUGGCCCGCUAAUCUGAUCACUCAAUCCAGGUUUGACAGACCUAAGACUUAAUUAAGUAAUAGAAGACGGCGUGUCUAAAAUGGCCCUGACACUUUUCCACAGGUCAGAGUACAGGUCACCAUGAUACAGAUUAAAAUGAUAUGGCAUUAAAAGUGUCUCCUAGCCCUAAGCUUUUACAAAAUGCUUUAUUGGAUCAAGGGGAAUCUGUGUGGUUUGGUGAUCUAUCGAUGGAGCAGUGACCUGUACUCUUGACCUGUGGAAUGUGACCUGUUUUUUAGAGCCGGCAAAUUGAAGAUGGGGAAAGCGAAAUAACCAAGUAAAAAAAAAAAGCAGAAAGACAAAUAAACACCAUGCAAAUUGUAUGAUGUAUGGUACAUCUUGACAAAGGAAUCAUUUAAUAGAGGUGAAAACAAUAGAAAAAAACCUCUUUAGGACAUCACAAAGUAUUUAAAGGUGACUGGAUCCACUUAAUAAAAUGAACACUAAUAUAAUACAGGUAAGUUUGAUAUAGUAAUUUAAAAGGAACACGAUUUCUGGUAAAUGAUUGCUUAAAAGAGCUUGAAUACUUACUGGUAAUACAGGUUUCACUAUACCUCACUGAAAAAAUCAUGGUCUUUUAGGGCCGUCAUUAAGAGCCGGGGGCCGGGGAUUUCCCCCACUUAUUACAUGGCCCCCGGCUACUUUCAUAGGUAAAUAGAAGAAAAAUAGAACCAAAAGAAAUCCUGAGCUGUUUGAUUCCCCACCUACUUGUUGUAUUUACCCGGCAACUUGAAAUCUUAGUGACAUCCCUCUCUUUUUUUUCAGAUGUUGCCUUUGAAGUUGGUCAUGGUACAGCUGCUCCUUAUCUUGUGCUGCAAGUUCAUUACGGAAAAGUUGAUAAGUUUAAGGGUGAGUUAGUGGUAUAUGAUGCAUGCCUCAGAAGUUGUAUUUACUACAGGUACAUGUCUUUUUGGGAUAAAAUACUUAAGGCUGGUUAUUGAAAUAGAAUAUUACAUUCACUUUUAGAAUAGCAUGCAUUCUAAGCUCUUUUUAAUUUUACCAAUUUUUAUUGAUUGCAGCUGAUCCCUAUCUGAAAGAUUACUCCGGUGUGGAUCUGGAAACAACAACUGUGGCGUAAGUACAAACUGUACUGCAUUUUACUGCUAUUAAACUAGUAAUAAUCAUUGCUUAUGGAUCAUCUCAUCUACAAGCAUGACAUCUGCAUGAAAAUGAGACUAAAGGAAACGAAAAUGUGUCCAAAGAAGUCCAGUUUCCUGCAGCCAAGAUGUUCCAGAUAAAAUUAAUUGUACCACAGGAACACCAGAUUAGGUUGCAUUCUGACAAACGUGACAAAAGAAAUUGAAUAAUAUUCCAUAAACGAUAUUACAUUUAGCAAUAAUAACAUUCACCAUUUACUAAAUGUCCUUAAAAAUAAUAACCAUGAUAGAUUAUUGUUUUUACAACAAACAGUGCUUCAUUUAUCACCAAAAAUAAUAUCGUCUUCUGUAACAAAACAGCUGAGCUACCUACCUUCUAAAUUUGGUCAGCGUAGCUGGUUUUUCCUCUCUUUACUGCUGCCAGUUUAUAUGAAUGUGAUGGUGUCCAACAAGAAAGCUCUUGCUACUUUGGACACUGUACACAAAUGAACUUAAUGUCUUUUAGUAAAUUAUUAUUUACUACCUACAUACACUUGUGUAAAUAUCUUAUAUAGUGUGAAAUAAAGAAUUGAAUUGAAUUGAAUUAUGAAGAAUUAGCCAGGGGAUUAUUAAGGCAAUCAGAAACAUUUAAAGAUUUUGAAUGAAUAGUGAUCAGCUUCUUUAUAAGCUUUCUCAUAGGAACUAGUCCGAAUAAAAGUGACGUGAACCUCAACUAAUACUCUUUAUAAAUAACAACAAUAAUUAUUCACUGUUCAAAGUGUAUAGGUGUUUAGUGGUGGAUAUUUACUGAGCUGCGAAGGUCAUGAUUUUAAUACUAAGGUUUUUCAAAGACUAUUAAAUUCAUUAGAGCCAUUUUCAGGCAAGAAACCUCAACUGCACUACAGCGGGAGCCACAGGAGCAAAUUUCAAGACAAGUGCUUGUUUGUUUACCUUUUAUUGGCGGAAAUAUUUUUUUGCUGACAACAUUUUUGUUUCCAAAGUGCAAAAUCACCAGGGAGUUAAGUGUCAUUCGACUGGAAGUUGGCCUGAGAAUCAAAAGUUUUAGGCGCCUGUUUGGGCUCCUUGUUUAAAAUCUUGGUCGCUCGUGGGCAAAUUGUAGACACCUCUGGCGCCCAGGCGCCCAUUAGACAACAGCCUUGUUACAGAUUAUUAUUAACAAAUAUGAAAUGAUAAUUAAUUUAUUUAGUUACUGUUAAAUUUCUUCAGUCAGCUAACAGAUAACAUGAGUUUAAGUAAGAAAUCUUGAUUAAGUGAACAUAUAAGAACUGCAGUUACAAAUACAGUUGUAGCAAAUGUCAGCAAUCAGAUGUUUUUUAGUAUUUGCUUUUGAGUGAGUGAUCAGUUGAACAAACGUGAUAAUUUAAAAAUCUUGAAUUCCCAGCUGGGUUGACCUUUAUCCUCCUAAACACUGGGGGUUGGGGAAGUGUGCCCUAUUCACUAAGCUACUGAAGAGGUUCUCGAAGAGCAAGGUCAUUAAUAAUAUAAUUAUGUUAUCUUUUAUGAAAUUAAGAUAAUUUGGUAAAAGAUGAAAGCAUUUUCCCUUUGGUAAACAUUUAAUCAUUCUCAUAACCUUUGCGUCAACUCUUGAUUGUGUUGUGAUAUUGUUAGAAGAAAACUGAUGUUGGUCACGCUUGGGACUCAAUAUUACCUGUACAUCUUCCUUAUUCACUAACAAGCUUAAAAAUUGCAUCUUCUUUCUCUUUCAAUUUUCAUAUCAGUUCUUUUAAUAAAUGUGAUUUUGAUGAUCUUUUUCUAUGAUCAGAAAAGGAUUUUGUCUCAGUGAAAACUAAGUCUACUUAACCACCAGCAUUUCAUAACUAAUGGCUCUAUGUUUACCGUAAUAAUAAUAACAAUCUUUUAAUAGGAUGCUCCAUCACAAGAGUGGUUUACAUAGAGGUCCUAAUUACGAGAUGUAUAUUAUAUAAUACAAUUAAAAUAUAAAAAAGUUAAGCUAAAAUCGAUAUAUAUGAUACAAAACCGUAAAUCCUGUAUUAAGCCACCUCUCUCAAAUAAGCCCCCCCUUUUCAGGGGAAGAAAGUUAAUAAGCCCUCCGGCCUCCCCUGCCCCUUAUUAUUCACUAAUAGAUGAUAAACUUUAUUAAUCAAUCAUGACUGUAAAACUUUGUGAGGACUGAUCCAGGAUGGUUUAUUCACCAACUGGAAGUUUGGAUCUGCAUGACCUUCAACUUCUUGUACUCAAGCUUUCUACUUUGUAUUGCAGUUCUUUAUGGAGAACCGUUACCAUCGUCUUUGCUAAAUUGAAUAAGCCCCCUCAUCUCAAUUAACUCACCCCCUCAAAUGUGUUUGUAGUAAAUAAGCCCCCCUCCCCCCCCUGGGGGGGGAGGGGCUUAAUAAAAAAUUCACAGUAUUGUAUAACAAUAAUUAUUUGUGGCAAAGUUGUAAAUAUGUUGAGUGUCAGGUGGAAUUAAAUCUUCUGUUAGGCCGAGGUAUGUUGCAGGCAUCAAAGGAUUGGCUGAUGGAUGGUCCCUUAUUCCACCAAAAAAAGAAGGUUAAAACUUUUGGUGAUUAUUUAAAAUUAAAUUAAAAAAUUCUUAUACAUUGUAUAAGUGUACAACAAACACUUUAAGCCUUAAGUUUCAUUUAAAACAAGCGUUAAGUUUUUGUCUAAACAAAAUCAAAGCCAAUAAAUAAACAAAGUAAUUGUACACCCUAAAGUAAUGUUAUAUUCCAUAUCAGACACAGGCCUGCCAGGUGUAUAACUUGUCUUAUGUUCUUAGAUUGUCAACAGAUUAAUUUUGAAAAGUAGUUUCAUGCCAUGAAACGGUUAUUUUUAAAUGACUGGUACAGGUUAAUGUCUAAUAACAUAGUCUCAUCUGUUCUAAAAACUAAAGAAUAUUUGCAGAGUGCAGGGAUGCAAAUAAUUUCUUUGAAGUUUAGAAACAAUAUACAGUGUCUUACGUCUGACCAUGCCAGGUCACUGUUUGAAUUUGACAUUGAACCAGGAAAGGUGUCAGACACUGGUUAAGUUGACUUAACAAUUAUCACUAUGUCAAUUUUAAGCUUUAAAAUGAUUUCUUUAGUAUCUAGAAGUGAAGUGUAAAAUUACAUUAUUAAGAUGUCAUUAAAAAACAAAAUAAAUGCAAUGUUUUGUAAUACUCAGUUAAAAAAGCAUUGUAGCACGGCAUAAAAACUUAACAUCACACAGCAGUACUGUACUUUCUAGUGGCACUUUUUUAGAAUGCUAAAAGUGGUGAUUGUAUCUUAUGAGGGCUCCAUGCAUUAUACCAAUUGAGGAAAACAUAUUCCAUCAAAGAAGGACUAAAUUUGGAUAUUGCUGUGUAAUUAUCUUGUUGGCCAUUGGACUUAAUUGGAGGACUUUGGUCUUUUUCUAGUCCUAGUAGCCUACCAGAUAAACACAAGAAUGUACAUGUAUAUUAGUGUCCAAAUGUGUUAUCUUCUUAAUGAUAAUGAGAAAAUAAAGAUCCCCUUUUCACAGAUCCAAUAAACUCUAAGGUGGUAGCUAUACUUUUGGGAGUGCCUUAGAUAAAUUCCCAAUUGACUUCUGAUUAAAUGUCUUGAAGAUUUAAAGGGAGAAUUUGAUAUUUGAUCUGAAGUCCAGGUCAUCAUUACAUGCACCCUAAUGUUCACAAAGGCCAUUUCCUGAAGAGCUACUGUGACUAAGUUCCAAAAUCUAAUUGUCAAAAUUCAAUAACUUAAACUUGAAGAAUUUACCAACUUCCAGAACACUUGUGGAGAAUACCCAAGUUUCCCAUGGACUGGAAAUUAAAAAAUAAUGUGAAAAAUCUAUCUACAGCCUUAAAAUACUUCAGUUCAUAUUGUUAAUAUUGCCACUUACAUGCCUAGAAAACUUAAGUUUAGCGAAUAACAUACUCGCAAAUGUCAAACAAUCAUGUCUCCCAAGCCUUAUAUCAAAGUGAAAUGUUACCAACAGCAAAAAUGAACUUUUAAAAACUGUUAGGCUAACAACUUUUCCAAAACAACAAUUGCAUUCUAUUUCAAUCUUCUCCAUGUUUGUCCACCCGUGCCUUCUCUUGCAUUAUGCUGUGUUAUUUAUACCCUCAUUCAUUGUUUUGUGCGGUUAUUUAUGUUUUGCUCAAUUUGGUGGAGUGUUACCACUGUUUGAAUUUUGAUGAAUUUCAUGAUACAGCUCCUUUAACUCUCUUUGUUUGCUAUACAGUAAACACCCACAUAUAAGAACACAUGAUUUCAGGGUUCAGGCUGAUCUAGUUCUUAUUUAUUGGGUGCUUAAUAAGAAAUCAGUAAGAUGUUCUUAAUAAUUAUGUUCUUCAACUUUGUUUCAGAAAUUAACUACACAUAACAUGUUACUAUAGGUUUAGUUAGCAUAUUUUAUUAUACUUAAAUAUGUAAGUAAGUAAACAAAAAUCCUAAAGACACCCAGGCAACUGUUAUAGUUUUGUAAUUGUCUAGCAGUAACGGUAGUUAGAUUCAUUCAUUCAUUCAAGCAAAUUUUGCUUUCUUUCUCUGUCACCCUCUUGGUUAUUAUAUAAGAACACGUUAAAAUUAUUUAUCAGGCUGAACUGGUUCUUAUACUUAUGGUGAUAUAAAAUGGGCAUAAUUUCAUCCUGACGUUCUUAAUCCAUUAAUUUUGUUCUUUUUUGCGGGUGUUUGCUAUAUUGCAUGUUAUGCAUGUUUCUCUUUGUGUUUCUGUCUUAGUCCUCGCCAUUUGGCAGCAAUUCAUCUCUCAGCUUCUGGAGGCUAUAUUGAAGCAAAAAGAGCAGGUUAUUGAUUUUUUAAAGAAUGCAUGCUACUUUACUCUCAGAAAUAGCUGGUGGCUAUUUGCUAUCAGUUUACAUGUAGAGACACAUUGUAUACACAUUGUAUACAUUUUAACAAAGAAUAUUUGAACAGAGUCUACAUGUACAUGUAAAAGAUGGUUAAACGGAGCAUAAAAAUAAAAUGCAGCUGAACAGAGCCUGAAGUUAGACUGGAGUUAAACAUCAAACAAGACAGUUGACCAAAUGUGAGCAUUAUACAAGACUAUUAGACAGAUGUGCAGUUAAAACAUUAUACAUUACAGUUGGACAGAGCUUAAAAAUUGUACAAGAUAGUUGGACAGAGCCUGAGCAAUAUACAGGGCAGUUGAACAGACUUCAAACAUGAUCCAAGACGGAAGAUGAUGAUUUUAAGACAGAACUGAAACAUUCUAAAAGACAGUUUAGAUACACAACAGUUGGUGGGCAGAGCUUAAACCUAUAGCUACCAGACAGUUUGGAUAGCACCCAUAAACAUCAGUCAUAUGUGACAGCUGGAUAGAGCCUAUAAACAUUGUACAGGGCAGUUGGAAAGAGCUUAUACAUUAUACAAUACAAUUGGACAGAGCUUAACAUAUUUUCAAGUUGAAGUGAGCCAGAAGGGACAACUGCACCUGGAUAAUUAUGUGUACUAUCAAUACACCCUUUCAAGCUGAUCCACAUUAACAGACUUUUAACAUGCAGCAAGCAAAUCAGCUUAUUAUAAUAAUUGCUUUGUGGGUUAAGCUUGUUUAUUGUUUAUCUUUGUAACAUACAAGAAGGGCAUAAAAUUAAACUUAAAGAAUAAGGCUCUAUGUACCAACACAGGGCAAGUUAUACUCUGGUCUGGCUCAUUUCUUUUACCCUCUUUCAUAUCUCUGAUUUAAAUAAUGUCACAUGUUUGAAAAACAUGUUUGUAGCCUGCACCACAGGCAAAACGAAACUCUGGUUAAUCCGUCUACAAAACAGCUCCAAAAUCCUUGUCCCACCUGUGUACCAGGAUUUGAGUAUGUGCCGUGAUUGGUCUGUUGAAAAAGAUAUUGACGAUUUGCCAAUCAGAUUAAAAGGAAAUGCAAAACACACUUCCCGUAACUUCAUUGAGUCCAUUGAGGGCCCAGAACAAUGAUCUUAGCACUACUUCACAGACCUUACUAACCAGGGUUAAAUUAUGUCUGCGACUCACGCUACAUGUUUGUUGAAAGCCAUUAAAAUGUAACUAGUUCCCAGUUUGUGUUGGUAUGUUAAUAAUUAACACUAUUUAUUACAUGUCUUUGUUAAUAGCAUGGCAUUUAGAUGUAGGAUGUAAUUAUGGUGGAAGUGCAGUGAUGCACCCAUUUGCGUUCAGAGUUCAUGCACACAAAUUAGGUAUGUUGAAAUAAGAUACCUGCUUAUUAAAUUUAACAAAAUACUUACAUUCUCAUUGCAGUGUACCAAAAAUUAAGCUUUGUUGUUAUCUUUUAAAGUCACUUUACAUUUUAAUGAGACAGCUGCAUUGAGGCAUGUAUGCAGUUGUUAAAGAGGUACUGGACACCGAUUCAUUUACUACCAACCCGUGCUCCAGCCAACUCUUUCAUCUCUCACAAUUUACACAUUACUGUAUUUCAUGAGGCAAUUUUUUAAAAUUUUAUUUCAUAAUUGUAGUCUUUACAAAAACAGGUACUUACAGUGCUUACAGACAGUAAACAGAUUACAGAAAGACAAUACUUUGAACGGUGCUUAAAAACAUUAGAAUCAUGCCAACUGUUAUGCAGUGCUCAUUGCUUGAUACAUGUACGCGAAAAAAAAAAGAUGAAACUCUGAAAAGAUGACAGAAAAGUUCUCAUGGUAAUUGAGAAUUCUUUCUAUGUUUUGUACAAGUAUGACAACAAUAAACAAUUAAUUUAAUAUUAACCGGGUCAUCAAAACUUUUUUUCAGACUAGUACAUGCUAGGUACAGCUUGCCCAUUGGGAAAGUGUUUUUUGCACCCUGAUGGAAAGGUGUCUAACCCCCCCUAAUUUCCCUUUCUAUCCCCCCCCUGCCACAACAACAUCAAUAUUUGGGACAGCAUGAUAAUAAACCUCUCUAAUAAUAAAUUAUCACCUUAUUGUUUAUUUUAGGGACGGUUAUAUCAGGCUACAAAGUGCGUGAUGGAGUUUGGACGCUGAUUGGCAAAGGAGAUCCACAACGACCCCAGGUAAACAGUACUACAGUACAUACAACAUUUGAAAAUAAUUAUACUGCUAAAUUGUUGAUGAAUUUAUUUGUAGAUAACGUUUUCAGCUAUUAUUUUUUAUGAUAUUUGCAGGCAUUUUACCCAGUGAAGUCUGAAAAAGAUCUGAGCAUCCAAAUGGGUGAUACAAUAGUAAGACACAUUUUCUUGUAUUUUAAUUGUUCCAAAUGAAUAUAAACCCAGUAUGGUCAGCUCCCACCUUGUGGUCAACUAUGUUUUAAGGACACCCUGCUAAUUUGGCAACAGCUAAGUCCCCAGGAAAUAUAAGUGUUGACUGAAAAAAUAUCUUCCAUUAGUAAAAUCCAGCUAGUGGUUUAUUAUCAAUACUGCAUUCUGAUUGGUUGCGCUACUAGGCUAUAUGUUAUAUCCCACUAGCAGCAAAAAGCGCAGGCUUUAAAAACCAAAACAAAGGCGGCUGAAUCAUGUUUUGCCAGCUAAAGUUGUUUUGUCUCGAUAUUUUUGACCAACUACCUUAUUAUAGGAAAUUAACACUCCACGAAAUUAACGCGAAUCGUUAAAAUUCGCGUUAAUUUUGUUGAGCGUUGAUUUCCGCGACGUUGAUUAAGUGCAGCGUUCAUUUCGCGCGCUCUUAAUUUCCAGUAUGUUAACCCCAAUUUUGGAACCUGUCCAGACAUUCUUGACACCUAAAAAACAUUAACUACAAGCUUUCUUUCUUUCCAUUUACCCUUUAUUUUGCAUCUUUCACAAAAGCUAAGGCGAAGGUUUACAAUAUUUCGAGUUUAUGUUCAUCGUUGUCACUGUCAGAAGUGAUCUUCUCCUUUGAUUUCGCGUAAUUAAGCAUGUUAAUUUCCUUUAUUAUGAAAUUCUACCUUCUCCUUCGUGUUAAUUUUCUUUAUUCAAAAGUCGUUUCCCACUAAAUUCGCGUUAAUUUAAGUCGCGUUAAUUUCCAAUACCUUAAUUUCAUGGAGCAUCAAUUUCCUAUAAUAAGGUAGUUGAAUUUUACUAAAACAAUUAUUCCUCUUGCCCUCAUGGCCUCUAAGUCAAUAGCCCAUUCGGGCUCAAGGAAUAAUUGUUAAAUUACUCUCAGUACACUCUUUUCAGCCCUGCUACCAUUACAAAAUUUGUUAUUGUUCAAACAGUUGUUAUAAUAAUAUUAUUACGGUCUUAUUAUUAUAGAGAACUGAAAGAGCCACAUUGUUUGCUAUUACCAGGUUCAAGGCACAACAAAAUUUUUACUCAAAAUGUUGUUCCUCUAUGGUAAUCAAAGCUUAGAGAACAUUUCUUUUUGCACAUUUGCAAAAUUAUACAAGUGUAAGUAGGUGGAGUAUGAUCAUUCGGGUGAUCGUAGAGUGUGGCUGACGAUCACCCAGACAAUCACGUUCGGCCUACUUAUGAAAUGACACCUGGGUUCAAACCUUUCACAGUUAUACAUAAGCCGUGUGUUAGUGAGUGAGGUGAAAGCAAAACAGGUGGGCAAGGCUACAUGCUUGUGUUUUUAAUGGUAAUAUUUGUACAGCCAAUGGGCAGUCAAAGAAUUUUCUAUGACCUUUACAAAACUCUAGGAAUACUUUGUUGUUUUCUGAUCAAUAAUUAAUACAUGUUGAGCUCGGAAGAAAUAUCUUUGAACUGUAGUUUAUGAAACAUUUUUAUGAUUACAGGCUGCACGAUGCACCUACAAUUCAACACAGAAGAAGGAUAUCACAUAUAUUGGGUAUGUUUUUAGUACUAUAUGAAGAACGAUUCAGUGAAACUGACUGAUUAUAAAAUAAAAGAAAGGUAUUGUGAUACAGCUGUGCACACUUCUUUAAUUUGUUUUGUAAAAUCUAUUUUAGGCUCAGAUUGAGCAAAUGCCUAAAACAAUGGUUAAAAGUAAAAGCAAACCUUUCCUCUAAAAAUAUGAAGCUGCACAAAGGCGAAAAUACACAUGUCCUAUCCUUGCCUUUGGGGAUGGGAGGUACAGGAGUAAGGGAAAGUUAGAGUGCAGGUCAAAACAAUAUAAUGUAUCACGAGUCUUGUCACUAUCAAAAUAAUAAUUAUUGUUUUGCAUGAAGGUGGAAGAGAAACUAUAUCUGUACUCAUAACCUGAAGAAUGUGACCUGUAAACUUUUAGCAUGCUUAUGUUGUAAAAAACUUCAGGUUAAAAUGCUUUCAUCUCUUUUGUCUUCUAACCUUAAUUAUUCAUGACUUUUAAUAAUCAUGAAUGAUAAUCAUAAUUGUGAAUUAUUUAUGAAUAUGAAGCAGGACAUGAAUAGAGAUCUUUGACUUGUGGGCUAUAUGCCAUUGGGUGUGGAAAGGACUGAUGAUAAUGGUGAUGAUGAUGAUGACUUGCACAGAUACCUCUAACAGUGAUCUCACAAAGGACGCCCACAUGUAAUAAGUUAGGAUUCUUGGAAACUGACCACCUACCCCUUCCCUAAAUCAGCAUUUUGCCCUAAGCGAGAAGAAAGUGUUAAUGUUGACUUAGGGGAGGGGUACAGUGUAGGUGGUCAUUUCCCAGAAACCUUAAUUGAUCCAGUGCAAUUUAGGCAACAAUAAUUAUUGUCAAGAACACUUCUAUUUUUGUGAGGAUUACGUUAACUACAGCCAUUUGCUCAUCCUUCAUACAAUCUACAUGUACCAUGCAGAAGCCUGUUUAUAUCGAUGGCCAAUAGAUUUUAUUUUCUUUCAGAGCAACAAUGGCAGAUGAAAUGUGUAAUUUCUACAUGAUGUAUUGGUAUGAUCCCAAAGAGAAUGACAUGGAAGGGAGCCCUGAGGAACGGUGUGGUUAUGUCAAUGAGAGGGGGCUUCAAUUCCCAAUUGACUCUGAUGUUCGCCUUCCAGGAAGUGGGGAAAAAAUGGAGAUGAAGCGAGACUCUGUAGAAGGUAGGCACUCAGAAAUGCACUGAUGACUUUUAGACAUCGGUCUUUCCUCUUCUUUUCUUAAGAUUCUGUUUUUCCUUGCUGUCGCUUUCAUUUGAGACUGUUCAAUCUUAUGAUCUGAUAAACUGCUGAAUGUAUAGCAUCUCAAACGUUCCAGAAAUGUGAUGCAAAAUUGUGCGCAGUGUUGAAUGCCAUUGAUGAAUUCUGUUUGUGUUUCUUUUUCUUCCCCAAAAAACUAUUGUGUUACAAAAUGAGGCAGAAAUUCUAUUUACUAAAUUGUACAACAUGGCCAUGCAAUCUCUCUCUGUCACAAAAUCUGAGUAAACAAAAUAAUUUUUUGGUGUGAGUUACUUCCUUUUGUUCUUCCUUUUAAGUUUGCUGAAAAUUGACAGACUCUAUUAGAAUAUUUAUGUAUGAGACAAAAAGACAUUUCGGUGGUGAGGAACAAGAUAUGGAUGUAUACUGUAUUUGAGAAUGUCUGCACAUUCACAAUGCUUCAAUGUGGAGCUAAGGAAAAAAUUAGCAACUUCACUGCGCACAUUGAUGCAUCGUUCAUCCUGUCUAUUGCACCAGUCUGACUUUAAAAUUUUCUUGGUCUUUGAUCGCAGGCUCAGAUGAAAGUGACCGGCAGUGAAAGGCGCGCGCGGCUGAAGGACUGACUACGGAAUUAAUGAUAAUUUAGUAAUUUAGUACCUAAGACUCUUAAAUUAAAAAUAUACAUUUAUAUUUUUUUGAAGAAGUCAUUUUAAGGAGUAAUGUUAUUUUCACCCUAAUCUUUGAAAUUGUCUUUUAUGAUGAUUUUGUAAAGGAUUGGACACUGAAGAAAGUGUUUUGGUCACUAAUUUGCACUGCAAAUUUAAUGUGUAUGCUUUCUUUUUGAGAGCAUUUUGUUCUCGGUUACCUUGUGUUACUGACUUUGCACAGAAGCUAAAAUGGGAAUCCAAUAUAAAUUAUUUUCCAAAAGUAAAGAUGUUAUUUAAACUUAUUAAAGCUUAAAUGUUGAAAUUUGUCAGUGGAAACUGUUUGCACUUUUUAGGAAUAAAUAAAAUUUCUUUGCAUUGAAUCCUAGUCAACAUGUUUUUAUUAGAGCACUGCACAAAACAAUUAGCUACACUUUCUCCCAAUUAACCGCGUUUACGGUGGAAGAAUUUUAAUUGCUUUCCGGAGUAGAAAUAUCGUGCACUUUGUGAACAUUUAAGAGAAGGUCAAUGGCGACAAAUGCUUGCCAUUUUUCAGAGUAUAUUUUGAGAAAAUAAUUUUCGACUAACCUGAAGGCGAAUGUACACCAGAGAUAAACUUUGUCCGAUGUCAUAAUAAUACUGUCACAGGCCAGAGAUUUUUGAUAGCUUACAAAAUGCAACUGAAUUGUAAGCACGUCUUCUCUCGUUCCCAGAGACUGCGAUCCUCUUGGUCAGCACCAAAUAUCACAAACGUCCGUUGCCCGUUCCGCUGGACAAGGGUAACGAAGGCUCUGAGGACGAGCUUGAGACUCAGUUCUUGUAAAUCACCCUCAUUCCUAGUCUUCCUCGGCGAGUUCGGAUGUGACGUCACCUUAAUACGUCAGCCAUAAACCUUGACGGGUCGCGCUCGAUAUUCCAAGCUUCGUUCGCCCACUCGCAUAACGCGAAUUGGCCUUGGGACAAAGCUGGAAGAUUAUAAAUGAGAUGCUUCUUCCGUAAUGUGACACAGGGUCGCUCCGGUGGCAGCGAAUUAUCCUAGACUAAGAGUUGUCCCUCAUUAGACUUUCCUCAGGGUUAAAAAAGCGAGCUAAAUACGCGAGCGCGCGUGGGCUUGCGUGAAUCAGCUAUCCCUAAAGAAAAUAGGGGGAAUCACUUGUAGUUUAGGAUCAUUCCGUCCUGUCCCAACACUCCUGCCAACACUAGGCCAUUCUGCUUAAUUUCCUGUACUUAAAGAGAUCAAUUCUUUGCUCUCCCUUCUCUAAAACCAUAGUCCACUAAUAAAUGCUGCACUAUGGCUAGUCAUACCUCUUCUGUACCUAUGUAUCAACGUUAGUUCUUGAGUGAAGGCGAUUGCAAGUAUUUUUCGUGUCUAAGGGGAAUAGGCAUGGUGACUAGUGAUUGGGUUGAAGGGGUUGUGAAGAAAUUGUAAAUGCAAAUUGGCCAUUUUGCGUUUCCGCGAACGACUGGUCAUGGGUCUGUGUGGUGGCGAAUUGGAUCAUGGGACUGAUUUUGAGGGACGAAUUUGGACCCAUUUUCCAGCGCAACUUAGUAACAGUAACAAUAGUAACAAUAGUGUGCCAAAAAUAGUCCCAUUGUGCAGUUCUGCUCAACACCUAGCAGUGCACUCAGUGCACGAGCAACCUCAAAAUAUCCAAGGAUUAGUGAAGUCGAAGGUGAGUUGUUGUGCUGGGUUGUUAUUUUGGUCCCUUUAGUCUUUGCAUCCUUUCUGGACUAAUACUCUGGCUAAUGUUUUUCCUUCUUAUCUACAAAACUGUCAAACGUGCCUUUGCGAUUGGCAUAGUAGACCUCGUACGUAUUCUCCGUAGCCCAAAGCGUAACGGAACUAAUACUGCGACAACACUGACAACGAUAAUCUUGUACCGUUCCUCCGUUCUGCACCGAAUCAGUAUCGCUAACGAUUUUUAAUCCGCCCCUCAUCUCAAAAUUAGCCUUAAAAAGGCAUAAAAGCUAAUCGGGGGUGGGGAGGGGGGAAGUGACACCGUCGUAAAAGGGGAGGCUCAGGCUCCCCUGCUACCCCUCUCUUCUCACACCUGCGACGUAAGCUAGUGACAAUGUAAAUGCCUAGGCUCACCAUAAGUGCAAAAUGUACUUAUAAAUUUAUUGCUUACAUAAUGCUACCAGAAUAAGCCAGCGUUUUUGCCCCCCACCCCCGUCACCAAGUGUGUCUGCAUUUUUCAAAGUCGUCUAUGUGCUAUUUUAGAAUGUGCACCAUCCUGCGAUGAUGAAGAGUCCGUAUUCCUUGAUGAAGACACAGCGGACUGGCCUGGAAAUAAUCCAGCAAAUGUGAAGCUUGGUCAGGUUACCGCAGUUGACACUGAUGCGGACGGGAAUGUUGUUUUAUUUCAUCGAGGAUCCAGGAGAUGGCAGGCCGAGUGAGUAGAAAAACUAGUCGCUAUUGAAUGACCUUUUCACUCCCGGGAUUUAUAUAUAUAAUAUACACAUUUAGCCAAAGCCAAAAGCGAAGCUCUGGAAGGAUGCUUUGGGAAAUGUCCUCCUCAAUUAAUUAUACUUCGGCCGUAAGCAGAGAGCAAACUGAAUUCUACCUUUAAAAAAUUGACCUGCACCCACGAUCAACUGACAACUGGUCAGUGGAUAACUUUAAAAAUUGCGUCACUUCCAUGAGUUGUAUACCUGAGCCCGCGAUUCAGUCGUUAACAAUAAUAGCAGAAUUAAAUAUACUAAAACAUACGAUGUAAAUUGAAGAUCUAAAUAAAAUUAAAAAGACAUCUAUUGAUAAAACAUCGCUUGAACCUUUCAGUCCCAACAAGCGGCAAAACGUUAUCGUGGCCCCUGUCUCGUAGUUUCCGCCUACGCUUCAUGGGAGAAGAUCAUUUAAAUAAUACCACGCGAAAGUACUGAUUUAUUCCAAAGAGUUUUCAUUUGAACAGUUACAUCACAAAAUUCAGCUGGUCAAAAGUCAGGCCUUUAUUUUCGGCCUUUUUACUGAAACACAAACAAAUAAGUAUCGUAAGACUAAUACAACAACUAGUAAACAAACAAACGACCAAACAAAAAGUCAAACGAACACAAAAGGUUUGUCAUAAUGCUCUGAACGAAACCAUAAUGUACUAAAAUGUCUGUGUGUGUGUGCUUGUUGUCAGUUCUUUUGAUGAUCGUGAUGUAUUCAACCAUCAAGAUCAGCCAAUUCCCGAAGCCACUGUACUGAAGCUGGAUUCAAAAACUGGAGAAGUUAAAAAAAGCUGGGGAGAGAAUAUGUAAGUAUAUCCCAUAUUGAAUCAAAAAAGAAAGAAAGUAAAAGGUGGAAAAUGUAACGAGAAAUAACAGUACUGCAUGACAGUGCAGUUUCAAGAAAAUAAAAAUCACGUGAUGCUGUUUUUUUUUUUCGUACCCAGGUUCUUUAUGCCUCACGGGCUUACCAUCGAUCAUGGGGGUAACACGUGGUUAACAGAUGUAGCCUUGCAUCAGGUCUGUGUUUCUUUUUACUUGUUGGUUUUUGUAGGAGAAAGUGAAGUCCUGAAAGUUGCAUAUUAGUUUGCUUGGUCCUAAUUUUUUUCCGUUUCCCUCUGUUGUUAGUCAACAAUUAGAAAGCGAACUAGAGAUUUCGAAUGGUACAUAAUUGACGAGGGGACAGGCCCGCCCUUCGCUUUUAGUUACUAUAGUCUCCGUGUGCCUCGCUGAUAUGUAUAGCCGGUAAAGUGGAACCCACCGUUGGACGAUAAAUUGUUAUUCGGGCGUAAUAAGGAGGUGAUAGUAUAAAUGGGGUGAUCGUUAGGCGAGAUUCCACUAUAGCUCCACUGUCCAAAGAUUUUGCAAACGGAAGUAUUCGCACUGUAAGAAGACACUCUCUUGGAUACAAGGAAACAUUUUUCAAUCUAGUAAAAACACCCAUGCUUAGUGAACGUAAAUUUUGUUUACAAAGUAUUUCCCUGCAUUAUUCAUUCUUCUGUUUACAAACACUGGUGCAAAUGGGAAUGUAUAUUAAAUCAUAUCUUAACGUCUUAAAGGGAACCUCCACUUCAACAAAAAGAUAACUUUAAAUCACAGGAAAUAACUGUUACAGUCAAGUCAAUCUAAAAUAUUUUUAAAGAAAGCGUUUGUAUCCGAAAGAAAUAACUUUUAGAUUCGCCUAUUUUUGUUUUCAAAUUUUGCGGGCUUCGCCAUCUUGAAUAAUUGUGACGUGUAAUGGUUGCCCUAUUGUUAUUAAACAAAAGCUCUUUGUGUCAGAACAAUAGAGCAACCGUAACACGUCACAAUUAUUUAAGAUGGCGGCGCCCGCGAAAUUUGAAAGUGAAAAUAAGCGAUUUUAAAAUUCACUUUUCCUGAUAUAAACACUUUUUUGAAGACAAAUUUCGAACAAAUUUGUUUAUUAACAUAACUUUAUUCUAUUUAAACUUAUUCUGUAGUAAGAGUGGAGGUUCCCUUUAACUGCAUUAGUCAUAGAAAACUAGCUAGAGUUAGCCUUUCUGCGUGUUUAAUCCAGACCUACAAAUUUCACCAUGACCAAGCCUUGUUUUGGAAUUGUCUUACUAAAUUACAACGAUUGGUGAAUUCCCUUUGUAUUUUAAGUUGAGAGGAAUAAUCUCCUACAAAAAGAGGAAAAUGCAAAGAAUUUGUCCACAGACGGCGAUUGGUGAUCAAAUCAACAAAUGCAUAUGGACGACCGAUAUUUCAUUUUAAAUGAGGGAGAUAUUUCAUUUGUUGAUUACAGGUUUUCAAGUUCUCCCCUGGAGAAAGCAAACCUUCCCUAAUUCUCGGAGUCAGGUUUGAACCAGGGAAAGACGCAGAUCAUUUUUGUAAACCUACGGAUGUCGCUGUUGAUUCCAAAGGAGUCUUCUAUGUUUCUGACGGGUAAAUUGUUAUUUUUGUUCCUUUUUUGAAAUUAGCUUUUUGAAAAGAAACGGACGAGAUCGAGAGACAUUUCCCUAUUUCCCAAUCUCGUCCCCGAGGUCUUUUUGUUUUCCAAUAUGGCGGCGGCAGUGAAAACGAGAAGACCCUGGGGAUAAGGUUGCCUAUUUCCUCUGUGGCCCGCGGAGAAGGACCUGCACGCAGGCUAGAUCGAGAUUCGGCAAGAAUCCAAGUGUCUCUCUCGUUUAGAUCUCUGUCUGCUUAAAUUUUCCUAAUAAUUUAUGGAUCACUAUUUUUUUUUCUUCCCUUCCAUCUCGUUUUCCCCAGUUUUUACUUCUCCUCUUUCUUUCCUGUAGUUACUGUAAUAGUCGGGUAAUGAAGUUUUCACCAGACGGCAAAGAAAGCAUACAAAUGGGUAGGUUGACAGCUUUUUAAAAUAGCGUUUAAUGUUUGGAUUGUCUUAACUUUGGACAGGGGUAGGGAGGGUGGGGGAUGGCCAUUGGUGCGCAGCAAUGAAAUUACUUUCUUAGGCCCGGCCCCUAUCCCGAAGGUUGGUACUCUCUCCAAAGUCCCCAUUUUCGAAAGUCUAGAUUACUGGCUCUUUGGCCCUUAUAUGUACUGUAUACUCUUAUACUUGAAGUAAUCGUGGAGGCAAUAUCCUGUUUGUAAUUAAGACAGACCCGCACGACAUUACAUACCCUGUUUUGGACAGACUUGCGCAAAACUAUAUAGCCUGUUUAGGUCAGAGAGGUAAAAAACCAUUCCCUGUCCAGCGGCACAUUCUCUUAUGGGCCGUAUAACGGAAUUGCCUCCCCCCCGCCCCCGGAGAGAACUGAUCAUCCCUGCCAUAUCACUGUAUUAAUCUAUUAAUAUGUUAUCAAUGAUGACACAUUUUUCUGCGCUUUGUUGUUUUUUUUAAGCAUCAAACGCCUUCCGGAUUCCCCACAGUCUUUCUUUGGACGAGUCGAACGGACGGCUUUAUAUCGCUGAUCGGGAGAACAGUCGAGUUCUGGUACUUGACGCCGGAAGUGGCAGUCUUUUGCGUGAAGUAAAAGACUUCGGAGAGCGAGUGUUCGCAGUGCAUUAUCACGCCAAACGUGGUAUGUUAGAAUUAUAUCAGAAUCCCAUUACCCGGAGCGUGUAGCUCCUUUACUAUGCCUGUGUAUCGUGUUUUCACGGUUUAUUUUGAGACACGUUUUUUGGAUUACUGCUUGCCAAAGUGUGCUGCUUGGUAUGCGGCUAGUGUGAAGCGCGGGAAAAUUCGCAUCUGGUGCAAAACGCGCCAAAACGUUCAACUAAUGUCAGGCGCGGGAAAGCUCGUUUACCAUUUACCAAAAGACUCCGGAAAAUAUGCUUUGAAAGUAAAUGAAACACGACUCUUUGGUCGUUCCAGCGGAAAAUUUCCGAGAGCAACGGAACAUCUGGAAAGGUAGUCCUGUUUUAUCGGACGAAUUGUUCCAAACGAAAAUUCUUGUUCCAUUUCUUCAAAGCCAUACUGAGAUUUUCUCAAUAAUAAGUGGUGCGCGCACGUGAACCAGCGUGGCGGGAAACCGUGAUAGCCGUCGUCAUCCUACUACGGUGAGACCAGUUUCAGGCCUUCGCCGGCCUUUUUCCGUAAAAUUGAACUGAUUUGUACAAAUGGCAAACGCGCUUCCGGACGAAAUUUACCAGUCCUGAAUUCUGGUUAUGCCCUUGUAAACGGUAAACGACCAAAAUCUCUACCGAUUUCGAAGUAUAGAGAAGCGUUCGAAACGUUCAUUUCCAGUCCUUUUAUAUUUUUUAGUAUCGUUACCAAGCCAGUUGAAACUUUGUUCAAUAAAAUGUAUACUGUGAUGUGUUUAAUUUCAAAAUGCACAAUUAUUCGUUAGGUGGAGUGCUUCAUGUGGUAAAUGGCCCGCUGUCGUACUACUCUAGAGCCCAGGGCUUCACGUUCAGUCUGAAGAGUGACUCUGUGGUACAGAAAUGGAGCCCAGCUUCGGUAAGAAUUCAUUAAACAGGUUAUAAUCACAGAGUAGCCCUGAUGGAUACAAUGGGUACUAUCUUGAGAAAUUCGUGCCAAUGAGGGUUUCGAUUCUUUUUUCCUUGCGAGAAUUCUGGUUAUAAAUUGAUUUGUAACACCGACAAGGUACUUUUUCAAGUGAAUCAAUGGAAGGAAAGCAAAAAGGUACUAUUUUUAUCAGACCGUGCAGCCGGAAACAACUUAAAAUCAUUGUAUUUGCACACAUUGAUAGCUGUAGCUGGUGGGUCCAUUAUAUUCCUUUCAGUAACCUCUAACUUUAUUGUUGCAGACAUCUCUUUAGUUUUGUCCAUAUUUCGUGACAGUUUUCCUUGUAAACUGGUUCCAACUUCUUGUGAGACAUUCUUACUUUUUCCUGAUUUUGUGUCAUUGAUCAGCAAAAAGUAAGUGACCGCAACAAUCCCCUUAGCACUAGUCAUUUUUUUUAAAUCUUAGAAUUCAAUUGCUAGUGUUAAAGUGUGGAAAACAGAUUUGGUCUAGAUCCUCCUUUAAAAAGUAAAAACGAUUUUAAAGUACAUUUUGGAAUAAAAUAUGCUUUUUUUCUUUUUUUUAAUUUAAUCUUUUCACGACUAUUUCUUUCUUCUUCAGGGUUUUUCAGAGCCUCACGAUGUGACGUCAGAUUCCCAAGGUGCUUCAGUGUUUGUCGCCGAUAUAGGAAGUAACACAGUCUGGAAGUUUAAGAGACGAGUUCAAAAGAUAGUUUAAAUGUGUUUAUCAUCUAAAUUUAUUUUGAUUAAUUUAUUGCUAAAACAGAUUCUUUUCAUCAACUUAUUCAUAUAAAA